Molecule: messenger RNA, 2859 nt
Organism: Endocarpon pusillum Z07020
Lineage: Eukaryota; Fungi; Ascomycota; Eurotiomycetes; Verrucariales; Verrucariaceae
Exons: 6
Coding region: 1-2859 (952 amino acids)
Biological process (GO): regulation of protein secretion; regulation of exocytosis; establishment of cell polarity
Cellular component (GO): cytoplasm; plasma membrane
Molecular function (GO): myosin II binding; syntaxin binding; GTPase activator activity
Source: RefSeq, a predicted model, not a curated record
AUGGCUCAUUUGCUGAGGGGAAAGCAAGCUGGUGUGCAGAAGGACCUGUCUUCUGGCCUAACACCGGAGCUCUUUGCGAUCGACGAUCUUGUCCGUUAUGGCGUCAACUCCCAGCUUGCCGCCCUUGCAUACGACCCCGUUCAGUCGCUGUUGGCCGUGGGGACCAAUGACUCCCAAUUCGGUGCUGGCUUGAUAUACGUCUACGGGCAGAAGCGAGUCUGCAUGACCCUCUCCACACCACGACGGGCAUCCAUACGACAGUUGCAGUUCAGCGCCGACAAGCUCAUAAGCUGGGAUAGCAAGAACGAUGUCUGCGUAUUUAGUUUGGAGACCGGGAGAUUGGUUGCCAGCUAUGCGCCACCAGGACAUGUUACAGCAGUGCUUACAGAUCCGAGCUUGGACUACUGCUUCAUAGGCAUGCAGAAUGGUGACAUCGUGACGUACGACCUCGAUCGGGACACCUUGACUAGCUUCAGAAUCCCCAAUUUAUUGAGGCAAGUCAAUCCGCGGUCGAAGCUCGUGCCAGUGGUAUCGAUGCAACUUCAUCCACGCGAUAUCGGCACCUUGUUGAUUGGCUAUACAGAGGGCGCUGCGCUCUUCUCCUUCAAACAGAAUAAAGCAACCAAGUUCUUUCAGUACGAGAUCCCGCGAGGUGCACCAGGAGGCGAUCCAGAUGUGGCCGGCCUGCAUGAAGUACGACGGCCGAGAUUGUCGCACGCGGUCUGGCAUCCCACUGGAACAUUCAUCCUUACCGCACAUGAUGAUUCGAGCCUCGUCUUCUGGGACCCUCGUGACGGACGAAUUGUGGAAGCCAGAACAAUUCAGACCACGAAUAUUCAUGUGCCUGGUGGGGGAGCAACAACUAUGGAUAGCUCGCCUGGUAUCAAGUCUAUGAAGCAGCCAUACUUCGAUAUUGCUUGGUGCUCAAAGGAAAAUCCAGAUGACACUGGUUUGCUGAUUGCAGGAGGGACACCAACUUCCUGUCCGACGCCAGGCUUAACUUUCUUCGAUCUGGGCCCGACACCUAAUUAUCAAACUUCUUCUUGGGAUGUCCUUGCCAAUUACUUCCGGGUUCCGAGGCGCACGCACAUCCUUCCCACACCGCCAAAUGCCGAAAUUGUAAAAUUUCUAUUGAUACCUAGGUCGACACCUCAUUACGCUGGUUCAAACGAUCCAAUUGCGGUCAUUACGUUGCUCUCCUCUGGGGAGCUGAUCACUUUAAGCUUCCCUUCUGGAAAUGCCAUUACACCUACCAAUCAGCUCCAUGUAUCCCUCACUUUCGUGCAUCCUUUUGUUACCAGGAUUGCUCUUGCCUGUGUUGACCGUACACGGUGGCUAGGGACACGAGAAUCCAGACAACAUGGCCCCAAUUUCCUUCUUGGAGGUGCAGAAGAGACCAAACCACUAAAGCGGCACGAGAACCGAAACAUAGUCCAGGCUGCACACGCGGAUGGCACCGUUCGAGUCUGGGAUGCCGCACAUGGUGAUGAGAUCGAGAACAGUGCUGUUCUGCAAAUAGAUCUUGCAAGGGCAGUUGGCAGAUUCGAAGACAUUGAUGUGACACAAAUGAGCAUGAGUGGCGCAACUGGAGAGCUUUCUAUAGGUCUGCAGUCUGGAGAAGUGGCGAUUUUCAGAUUGAACCAAAAUCCACAGUCUGGAAGAGAACCUCCUCCACCAAAACCUAAUGCGCCACCUGGAAGGCUAACAAAUAUUGUUGAGAGAGCUGAUCCAGUACUGAAGGAGGGGCUACUUCCUUUGACGCUCCUGAAUGAACAACAAGGACCUGUGACCGCUCUGAAGCAUUCCGAUGUGGGCUUCGUUGCCGUUGGAUUUCGAGGCAGUAUUGCUGUCAUCGAUCUGAGGGGACCUGCUAUCAUUCAUACCCAGCUCUUGAGUGAUCUAGCACCAAAGAACAAGAAAGCCAGCAUUCGAAGAAGUAACAGUCACGCGUCUGGGGGUGAAGAAGUGCCAACAGCUGUGGAGUUCGGUGUCAUGACACUUGAUGGUGAUGACUAUUCCUCAAUAUUACUAUUCGUGGGAACAUCACUGGGCCACUUGGAAACCUUCAAGAUCUUGCCAGCAAGCAACGGAACGUAUAGCGUUGCGUUUGCAGGGGUGGCCUCCCUCGGCGACCCAAUCAUCUCAAUCUCCCCCAUCAACGCGGACUCUGGCUUUCCAGCCUAUGCCACCCAGUCUGCAGUCGGCAGUUUAAAGACCGGCAACCGCAUCAAUGGCGUUCUAGUUGUCACUACCACAACGGGGGUCCAAGUCUUCAAGCCCGCCAGCGCCCGAGGCGCCCACAACUGCCAUAACCAGCUUCAGAGACCGAGGCGGCGCCCUUCUCUAAAAGAAAUCGGCAGCGCCAAGAUCUCGCACGUCCUCGACGUGAAGCGAUUCCGCGAAGCCAUCAUAACCCCGACGGGUGAUAUCCUCGGCUGGACGGGCCCCAGCGAGCUAGCCCUCUCCUCAACGUCUGGGGCACCGGCCAAAGCCUACCUCGCAUGGAUCAGCGGGACGCAGUACAUCACGCCCUCGGACAUGGAUAUCCUGAUCGGCGGGCCCGAUCGCCCGCCCAGCAAACGCAUGCUCACGGAGAUGCGCGAGGCGGAGAGCGCGGCGCGUGCCGCUGCCCGAUCAGGCAAGCCGCCUCCGCCCGGGCCCAACGGUGAGCAAGAGGGGUAUUGGGCGUAUAUGCAGAGGCAGGUGCAGGAGCGGACGGAGAGGCUGGGCCUCAUGGACGAUCAGAUGGGCCGGCUGGAGGAAACGAGUAGCGGCUGGGCGAACGAUGUGGGCAAAUUCGUGCAGAAGCAGAAGCGACAGAUGGUCUUGGGUGCGAUUGGAAGUAAGCUGGGCUUCUGA